AUGUCCGAAUCUGCUUCUGAUUUGAAGAAGCUUGGGAAUGAAGCAUUCGCUAAACAAGAAUAUAAAAAAGCUGCUAAAAUUUACCGGGAUGCUUUGAAGUUAGACUUCAAUUCUGUAUUACUCAGUAACAGAGCAAUGUGCUUCAUUAAAUUGGAGGAUUGGGAGAGAGCAAUAAGAGAUUGCAAAGAAGGUUUAAGCAAUUCCCCUCCACCUGAGAGGAACUUGGAAAUAAAAUUAUGGUAUAGACUUGGUGUAGCUUACAAAGGUAUGGGACAAUUACAGCAUUCAAAAUCAGCAUUGGAACAUUCGUUGUUAUUAGACCCAGAGAACACACCAGCGAAAUCUGCAUUAGAAGAGGUUUCAGUUCUUCUUUCUAUAAGAAGUCCAGUAACUGUUCCGGUUGAAUCUGUUGAAGAGUUGCCUGAACAGUAUAGAAAAUUGAUAUCCAAGAAACCAAGUAAAACCCAAAACUUGGCUGACAAACCAUCUGAGCAAGCUGAAAGAGAAAUCAACGAAUUAUUUCCAAGUAGACCAUCUAGCAAACCAGUGAAGCAUAAAGAAGCUACCGAAUUUCAUAAACAUUCUUCUAUGCAUUUCUUACCCUUAGUAAACGACCAAUUGACGGAGCCCCAAAGGUUGAAAGUGUAUAAGGCAAUUAUUGAUAUACCGCCGACCGACUACGAAGAAGCAUUUGAAAUUGGUGGGGUUGAUACUGAUUUUUUGCCUACUUUUUUUAAAGCUAUUAGAGUGAUAAUAACUGAUAAAACCAUUGUAUUUUCCGAGUACGAGCAGAAAAUUUAUAACCUCAUAAAGACAUUCUAUGAAAUACCCAGAUUCCAAAUUGCCCUCUCAUUUUGUGAUAAGAAUGACAUCGACGUAUUUCUUCAGAAGUUGAUACAUUUCAAUCCAGAAUCUUAUGGAAAGUUCAAGGAAUUUAUAUGA
Messenger RNA from Dujonia railenensis, 942 nucleotides. The record is from the annotation of a GenBank genome assembly. Lineage: Eukaryota; Fungi; Ascomycota; Pichiomycetes; Serinales; Debaryomycetaceae.